AAAUUAAUCGUGAGCCCGAAGACUUUUUCCCCGUUAUAUACACACUCAACAUAGUCUAACAACACGCACACCCACCAAACCCCCUCUCUCUCUCUCUGCUCAAUCAGUCUCCUCUGUAGCCAAAUAGUCAUGUCUCUCCUCACCGAUCUCCUCAACCUAAACCUGUCGGACACCACUGACAAGAUCAUCGCCGAGUACAUUUGGAUCGGCGGAUCUGGCUUAGAUCUCAGAAGUAAAGCAAGGACUCUGCCUGGACCAGUAACAGACCCAGCAAAGCUUCCCAAGUGGAACUAUGACGGUUCAAGCACCGAUCAAGCCCCUGGAGACGACAGCGAAGUCAUCUUGUAUCCUCAAGCGGUGUUUAAGGAUCCAUUCAGGAGAGGCAACAACAUCCUGGUGUUGUGCGACGCUUACACACCAGCAGGCGAACCAAUUCCUACCAACAAACGACACAAUGCUGCCAAGAUAUUUAGUCAUCCCGAUGUCAUCGCCGAGGAGCCAUGGUAUGGCAUUGAACAAGAAUACACUCUUCUUCAAAAGGACGUCAACUGGCCACUUGGGUGGCCAGUUGGCGGCUUCCCUGGUCCUCAGGGACCUUACUAUUGUGGUGCAGGGGCAGAUAAGGCCUUUGGUCGUGAUAUCGUGAACUCACAUUACAAGGCUUGCCUCUAUGCUGGAAUCAACAUCAGUGGAAUCAAUGGUGAAGUUAUGCCCGGGCAGUGGGAGUUUCAAGUUGGUCCUUCAGUUGGCAUUGGUUCUGGGGAUCAAUUAUGGGUUGCUCGCUACAUUCUUGAGAGGAUCACAGAAAUUGCAGGAGUUGCUCUUUCCUUUGAUCCAAAGCCAAUUCAGGGAGACUGGAACGGUGCCGGUGCCCACACUAACUACAGCACCAAGUCAAUGAGAUCUGAUCGGGGGAUUGACGUGAUUAAAAAGGCGAUCGAGAAAUUGGGCUUGCGCCACAAGGAGCACAUUGCUGCCUAUGGAGAAGGCAAUGAAAGGAGAUUGACCGGUCGCCAUGAGACCGCUGACAUCCACACCUUCUCUUGGGGUGUCGCAAACCGGGGAGCAUCUAUCCGUGUUGGUCGUGAUACAGAAAAGGAAGGAAAAGGUUAG
Molecule: messenger RNA, 1113 nt
Organism: Morus notabilis
Lineage: Eukaryota; Viridiplantae; Streptophyta; Magnoliopsida; Rosales; Moraceae
Product: glutamine synthetase nodule isozyme
Exons: 12
Coding region: 130-1113 (327 amino acids)
Cellular component (GO): cytoplasm
Molecular function (GO): glutamine synthetase activity
Source: RefSeq, a predicted model, not a curated record